Messenger RNA from Morone saxatilis (striped sea-bass), 3346 nucleotides. It is a transcript of the gene det1, whose product is annotated as DET1 partner of COP1 E3 ubiquitin ligase. Lineage: Eukaryota; Metazoa; Chordata; Actinopteri; Moronidae. The transcript is spliced from 9 exons. The record is from RefSeq and is a predicted model, not a curated record. Gene Ontology annotation, cellular component: cullin-RING ubiquitin ligase complex; nucleus. Gene Ontology annotation, biological process: positive regulation of proteasomal ubiquitin-dependent protein catabolic process; protein ubiquitination. The coding region runs from base 701 to 2356 and encodes 551 amino acids. Gene Ontology annotation, molecular function: ubiquitin-like ligase-substrate adaptor activity; ubiquitin protein ligase binding.
CUGUGACGCGGCCGGCCAGAGCUGAUUGCAGAACUUUUUUUUUCUCACUUUCUCACUAUAUAUAUGAGAUACAAAGGGUGAGAUGAAAAAUUAAUGAUAUUCUUUCUAAACAUUAGGGGGCGCUAUAAGCGUUUUACGUUGCUUGUUCGAGUCCUACGUCACUCAUGUCAGUAGCUGUGUCAAGGCGCCUACCUCAGAAACCAAAAAGGAUUCUAUAAUUUGAUCAAGAAAAAUAACAACAUAGAGAAUCCAGUCACUUUUCAAAAUAAAACUCAACGGGCAGACCCCAGAUUGGAAGCCAUUCAUGUCACGGUCUCACAACAAAAGUAGCAGCCAGUGCUCCACAAAAAGCCGGAAAAACAAAACUGUUGUUGUUUCAAUAAAGAAGUCGGCCACUAAUUUGCCUUUUUCCACCAUUCUGUGAGCAACCACGCGGCACAUGGCAUGAAUCUGUGAACAGUGAAAGGAGUUUGUUACCUCGCUGAGAACUUGAAGCAUAUCGCCUGCAGCUCUUCAUCCAACUGUGGCUGCUCCUCCUCGUUCCUUGACUCGAUACCCUGCAAUAUUUCAGCAUUUUGGAUGAACAAUAGCGAGAACACAAGUAACCGGGCUGUACUUGUGAUGUAGUCGUUUCACUGCACUGGCCCCCUGUCUAACUACCUUCCGAGGAGGGGUUUGAGAUCUUUCUCCAGUCACAGCAAUGGAUGAGGACACCCCAACCCUGAAGCCCAGACGGAUCCAAAAUCAAAACGUGGUUCAUCGUCUUGAGAGGCGCAGGAUCUGUUCGGGCCAGCCCGGAGCUCACUGGUACAGAGUGCGUUGCUUCCACCAGAACCUUUUCCCCAACUUCACUGUGGUCAACGUGGAGAAGCCCCCUUGCUUCCUAAGGAAGUUCUCACCAGACGGACGCUGCUUCAUCGCCUUCUCUUCUGACCAGACUUCUCUGGAGAUAUAUGAAUACCAAGGCUGCCAGGCGGCUCAGGACCUGCUGAGAGGUCAAGAGGGAGAGACUCUUCUAACGGCCAAUGAUCAGCGUUCUCUCAACAUCCGAGGCCGCCUGUUUGAGCGCUUCUUCUCCUUGCUCCACGUCACUAAUGUGGCCUCAAACGGAGAACACCUCAACCGGGAGUGCAGCCUCUUCACAGACGACUGCCGCUAUGUCAUUGUCGGGUCAGCUGUGUACGUCCCAGAGGAGCCGCCGCCUUAUUUCUUUGAGGUGUAUCGAAACAAUGAAUCCGUGACUCCCAACCCCCGGUCUCCUCUAGAAGACUACUCCCUCCACAUUAUCGACCUCCACACUGGCAGGCUGUGCGACACUAGGUCCUUCAAGUGUGACAAGAUCAUCCUGUCCCACAACCAAGGCCUCUACCUCUACAGGAACAUCCUGGCUGUGCUGUCGGUCCAGCAGCAGACCAUACACGUGUUUCAGGUCACUCCAGAGGGAACGUUCCUAGAUGUAAGGACUAUUGGGCGCUUCUGUUAUGAGGACGAUCUCCUGACUCUUUCAGCAGUUUACACUGAGGCUCAGGCUGAGAGUCAGCCGGGCUUCCCUCGCCUGUACACUGACAAAACCAUCAACUCCCUCAAGCACAGGCUGCUGGUCUACCUCUGGAGGAGGGCUGAGCAGGAUGGCAGCGCCACUGCCAAGAGGAGGUUCUUCCAGUUUUUUGAUCAGCUGAGGAGGUUGAGGAUGUGGAAGAUGCAGCUGUUGGAUGAGCAUCACCUCUUCAUUAAAUACACCAGCGAAGACGUGGUCACACUCAGAGUCACAGACCCCUCGCAGCCGUCGUUCUUCGUUGUGUACAACAUGGUGUCUACAGAGGUGCUGGCCGUCUUUGAGAACACCUCUGACCAGCUGCUGGAGCUGUUUGAGAAUUUCUGCGACCUGUUCAGAAACGCUACGCUGCACAGCCAGGCCGUCCAGUUCCCCUGCUCCGCUUCAUCCAACAACUAUGCACGGCAGGUCCAGAGAAGAUUCAAAGACACCAUAGUGAAUGCCAAAUACGGCGGGCACACGGAGGCGGUGCGUCGGCUGCUGGGUCAGCUGCCCAUCAGCGCCCAGUCCUACAGCAGCAGCCCCUACCUCGACCUCUCCCUCUUCAGUUAUGAUGACAAGUGGGUGUCAGUGAUGGAGAGACCCAAGACCUGCGGAGACCACCCCAUCAGGUUUUACGCACGGGACUCCGGCCUGCUGAAGUUUAAGAUCCAGGCAGGACUGCUGGGACGGCCGGUAAAUCAUGCCGUGCGUCGCCUGGUCGCCUUCACUUUCCACCCCUUCGAACCCUUUGCCAUCUCCGUCCAGCGCACCAAUGCAGAGUAUGUGGUCAAUUUCCACAUGAGGCACGUUUGUGCGUGAGGAGCUUGUGUGUCUAUGUGUGUAGCCUGAGAGAGCCUGUGGAAUGAAAUUGCAGGGCCGUUGGGCUUCUGUUAGCAGUUACUGGUGACAAUACAACAUGUCCUCCAUCAGGAGGCACAAAACAGUUUGUUCUGAUAGCCGCCCUCUCCUCCUCCCAGAGAAAUCAGCAGUCCUCUCCCUGCAUUCUCCUUCUGAUGGAAACCACUGUUCCUCUCCUCUUUUUCCCUUCCAUCACACAGUGGUCACUCCACUUCCGCCCCUCCUCCCCCUCCGCGAGAAGGCAGCAAUUCUGCCUUUUCCUUUCGUCUGCACCGCCUCGCCUCCUCUUUCCCCCUUCCUCCACUGAACAAAGAGGGACCUGUGGGGAGGAGAGGCUGGAAUAAGUGUAAAUGGAGAUGUAGAGAGAGUGAUUGAUGUGCGACGGAGGUGGGAGCUGCAGGUAGCCGGACCUCUUAGAAGGACCCAAAGGUGUUUUCUUUUUCCUACUGUGCACUGAAAGCUGCACAUUCAUAACAGAAUUGCUUAUCCAGUUGGUCCAUGACCAGCUGUCCAACAAACUUCCUUUUUUCUCACAUGAAUGGGGAAAGAGGAAAUUUUAUAUUAUAUUGUUUUUACACUUUUUUUUAAUACAUACUACCGCCUGUAUAUAUUUUAUGCCAAUAAAAUUGUCUAAAUUUUUCUGUUUUUUUUUUUUUUGCAGACAGUAAAGGGAGCUUCUUUUAGUUUUUUUGCAUUUUAAAGUAUGUAGCAGUAGCUAUGGUUCAUUAUUACUGUCAGCUCUCAUCUAUAUACUAAAUAGUAGACAGGGAAAAGCUUGGUGUGGCCAGAAACCUGAAGUAGAAUUGGUAUUGUUUGUGCUUCCCACCUCUAAAUGUUGAACUGCAGGUAGGAGAAAACAUUUGUUUUUGUGUAUGAGCAGGCAUGGGUGUGUUUUUUUUAUGCAAAUGUGAGUGAGAAAGCAUUGGAGUAUAAAAAACUAUUUCAAACAUG